AUGAAGAUUAAGAAUAAAAGCAAGAACAGAGCCGAUGUUGCAUCUCCGGAACCAAAAACAUCCAUGGAUCUGGGCCAAACAUCUCCAAGCUUUGGAAACAUCAAACUCAAUUGUUUCUGCAAGGGGCAAGAGGCAAUCAGCCAUGCGGGACCAACUGUCAAAAUCGUGGGCAGCCUCAUUCCAAACCGAACGAUGACCAAUCCCUCAUCAAGGUCGUCGUAUUCCAGUUCAAACCCGAAGGACUGGGAGAGGCCGGAGUCGGUAGCGAUGUCGGGGGACUCCAUCGCACAACUCGAUUCACAGAAGCCGCAACGAUCCUCCUUCGCUGCAUGGACCACUUCCAUACCUCUGCGCACACCCCGUCAUUUUCCAUUCCUCUGGGCCCUCCCGCGAGUCAAUCCCAUCAAGCAUCUACGGCACGAGCCGUGGGAUCCUUCGCAUUCAAGCUGGCAUGCAAUAGUAGCAUCCGCCCCCAUCAUCGCAAUUACCGGCAAGGGCUCUCCCAUUACAUGGAAUCUCUUGUCCACCGGCGCAAAGGCGAUGCCGUCAUCGACGACCGCAGCGCGAUGGAGACGACCAUUCAAGGAAUCACAAGCAGCCUGCGGCGGGCGGGACACCCCGUCACAGCAGGCAUUGGAAUUGGAUUGCGUCGUCAUUGAGAACAGCGCAGAAGUGCUGAGGAAAAGAAUUGCUGUUCAGGCGUUAAAUGCUGAGGGAGCUCUAUGGGCAUCCGUACGAGUUUCGUCUGGUGGUCUGGGACGGUUGGAGAGGCACCUGGAGGACGGGAAGGUAAGCGCUAAGAAGGAUAUUUUCCGAAUCGCCGAUACAUGA
This is a messenger RNA of Histoplasma mississippiense, 831 nucleotides long. RefSeq lists its product with no specific name. The record is from RefSeq and is a predicted model, not a curated record. The transcript has 5 exons. Lineage: Eukaryota; Fungi; Ascomycota; Eurotiomycetes; Onygenales; Ajellomycetaceae. Bases 1 to 831 code for a protein of 276 amino acids.